Molecule: messenger RNA, 1078 nt
Organism: Anopheles maculipalpis
Lineage: Eukaryota; Metazoa; Arthropoda; Insecta; Diptera; Culicidae
Exons: 4
Coding region: 104-1069 (321 amino acids)
Source: RefSeq, a predicted model, not a curated record
AGGACUGGGCAAGGGAACGAAUUCGCAGUGCGCGAGAUGCGACAGCAUUCGCGUCAACAGCUAGCGGCCCGUUACCACCAUCACCAGCAGCAGCACCAUCAGCAUGGCUGGAAUUAAACCGAACGUCUACGCCGUGAUAGUGACCUCGGUGGGUUUUCUCUGCCUGGUCAUCAGUGCGACAGCCGUCGGGGUGCCGGUAUGGGCGUACUACGAGGGCCGUGGAAUAGAGGAUCGUGGCUAUUUUGGUCCUUGGCAAAAAUGUCAGGUGCUCAGCUAUCGGGAACGGUGCGGUGAUAUUGGGCGCUUCAAACCAGACGCUGUCGUAUUUGUGAGCGGCCUGUUGGCGGUCGGUGGAUGCGCACUGUUCGGAAUCUUCUGCAUCCUAAGCAUUAUCCAGAUUGCGAUGAUAUCGUCCCGCGAUCGGGUUUGCAUGAGCUACAAAGCGCUCGUGCUGCUGAAACUAGUCGCAACCGUCAUGGCCGCCGGGCUUUCCGUAGCGGCCGCCAUCCUAUUCGCACUGCAAACCGAUGACAAUGCCCGCGGUUACCAGAUUACCCGGGGGAUCUCCUUCUAUCUGCAAAUUCUCGUCACGGCACUAUCGCUGGCACUGCUCGCUUUGGCCGCGUACGAUCGUAUCCUUACAAAGCGACCUGAUGGUGAUCCAACGAUGCUCUCGAACGCAACGUCCAAUGGACGAGGAGGAGCAGCUGGAGCAGGUCGCACCGGUUCCACAUACAAUAAUCCUGGCUUCCGAGAGACGUCACAUAAUCCGAAUGGUAUUGCGGUAACCGAUUCAUCCGGACGGCCAUACUCAUCCGGCAUGAAUGGUAGUAUGCAGUCGGUCAACACCACCGUCACAACUGUCUCGAACGGUUCGACAAUCGGGUCCGGUUCGGUAACGAGAACACCGUUACGAUCAAGUCUUAAGAAACCACGCCCGCCAAACUCAACUACCGACGGGUUAGGCAUCCGCAAUCCCGGCUACUCCGGUGGCAAUCAAUCGCCGCGGAUGCAGCGGAACGGUAGCGUUAAAAAGGUGCGCAUUCAAACGCACAGCACAGACGUUUAGGGUAGUAAC